AUGAGUCGCAUUACAGUCACCAAAGCAUGCGACGCAUGCAGACGCCGCAAAGUCAGGUGCAACUGGGGCCAGCCAUGUUCAGCCUGUAAACAAGCCGACCUGCAGUGCACAUUCCUGCUGGCUCGCCAGAAGAAAGGACGAAAGGGCGAUUCUGCAAAUGUCAUCUCAGAGCUCCGUAACAUCCAAUCUGAACCCAUUCGUUAUGCUGCGCCGUCAAGCCCGGAGCCCGGGCACAGUCUGCACUACACUUCGCCCUCACUGUCAGUUGAAGCGCAAACGAGCCCCCGAGGCCUCGACUCUCAGCUCAACAGAACGUUCUUUCUACGCAAUACUGGCCUUCUACCCGAGAAGAUUGUCGAGUUAUGUACCGAGCUGUAUUUCUCACAGAUGCGGUCGACUGUGCCGAUUCUGACGCGCUCAUUCGUGAAGCACGCUACUCUGUCGGCCGCUGGUGGGGGUGAACUGGGAGAAGAGGCAUACUGCCUGUUGUGCUCAUUCUGUGCCUUUGUUAUCCUUCAAACGGGCAGCAUUACUUCGCAGCAAUUGACACAGAUCGACAUCCAGCAUGCACCGAUUCCGUUUGGACAGCUACUUCUCCGAGAAGCCCUGUCGGCUCGAAGCCAGUUGGAUAUUCUGGCAACACCAACUCUUCGUACAGUCAUGCUUACUUUCUUCAUCUAUGGUUGCCACUCGGCAUUGGGGAAGCAUCGACUGGCAUGGUUCUUCCUACGGGAGGCAACAACAUUAUAUACUUCUGCAACAAUGGACUCAAAUGAUGGUCUGACAGACGAAGCCUUGAAUCGGUUAUACUGGCUGCUCCUCAUAUCUGAGAGGUCGCAUGCAAUUCGUCGCCGCCGCCCAAUAACGCUCCAGAUUACCCCACAGGUCCCAUCACUGGAGCAGACGGUGAGCAACGACGCAGAACUUACUGGUUUUCGUUACCUGGCAGAGCUGUUUCGUCCCAUUGAUGAUACCUUUAUUGCCCUCUGGAAUAGGGCUAGCAGCAACGCAACCAAGGGUAGCUUGGUUGAGCUUGAAAAGAGUCUUCGAUCGACGGUGCCGUCGGCACUCGACCUGGUGGAAACUCAGCUGGCAAACAUCCGAGUAUCGCAACAAUGGCUUAGAGUCAUUGUCUGGCAAUUAUGCACGAUGUUGGGAUUCCUCUCUAGCGAUACUGCCGAUGAAAGCCUGACCUUCCGGUACCCGUUACGCAUUGCCCACGAUCUGGCAAUAUCAACAUGGAAGCUACCUCUUCAUAGUAUGCAAAUGCAUGGCAUCGGACUAACGGAGAAGGUCUUUGACAUCGCCUUCACACUUGUCGACGUGAUAGCAUACAUACCUAGUGGCGAAGCCAAGGUGAGCGGAUUUGAGAUUGGGCCAGAAGAUAACUUGAAGCAUUUCCUUUCAUUGAUAUCACAGCUUCCUGGUGGCGAGAGGAAGUACUUGCCUUUGUUGAUGACCAAGGUUGAGCAAACUCUGCCUGACAUGACGGCACCACUUGCCAGACAUCUACGAUUGCCUGUGGACAAGAGUUUUGCGCCGACUGGAGAUACCUAG
This is a messenger RNA of Exophiala bonariae, 1557 nucleotides long. RefSeq lists its product as uncharacterized. The transcript has 2 exons. Lineage: Eukaryota; Fungi; Ascomycota; Eurotiomycetes; Chaetothyriales; Herpotrichiellaceae. Bases 1 to 1557 code for a protein of 518 amino acids. Gene Ontology annotation, biological process: regulation of DNA-templated transcription. The record is from RefSeq and is a predicted model, not a curated record. Gene Ontology annotation, molecular function: zinc ion binding; DNA-binding transcription factor activity, RNA polymerase II-specific.